AUGGCGGUCGAGUACGUCGCGAGUGUUAAACUAAAGGAAGUGUCGUCGUGCUUGAGUCUCAGAAGGCUUCCAAGCGGCGGAAAACGUCUAAAAAUGGCACCACUUUCGUCUGUGCAGACACGAGAAUGGAUGAAAAAGACUUGCAUAUUCUCCUACCGAACUGGGGUCUUGAUGACCCUGGUCAACCGCAGUGAUUGGACGAGCCUGACAGAUCUACAGUUCAAGUGCCCGUCCCAGCCCACUUUCGAUCCCGGACUCGAGCAUAGCGUCACCAGGCGACUGCUUUACGCCCGACCGCUUCGACUCGACGCUGGAGGACACAAUUUCGCGACAUGUUCCGCCUGA
This is a messenger RNA of Protopolystoma xenopodis, 345 nucleotides long. NCBI's taxonomy places the organism in Eukaryota, Metazoa, Platyhelminthes, Monogenea, Polystomatidea, Polystomatidae. The record is from the annotation of a GenBank genome assembly.